CGGAGUUUUUAUUAUAUCGGAAUUGUAUCGUUCCGAAUAAACUUUUUUCUCCUGAAGAAAACGAGUAAUGCUGUCGUGACGUUCGUGGAAUAGGAUUGUGUUGCAAAGAAGAUAAUAUUUGCAACGAUUACUUUUUCCGUUCUUUCAAGAAACGAGAGCAUUUUGCAUCGAACUACUACUAUAGCCAUUUUUGUAGUUCUAUACUAACAAUUGUGCCUCUUGUGAUCCGCAAUGGCGGAGACAAAUGGGGCCGCAAAUAUAAAUACGAAAAACGACAAUUUUAUUUGCGGUGUUGUCGAAGGAUUUUAUGGGCGGCCUUGGACCACAGAACAAAGAAAGGAUUUAUUUCAAAAAUUAAAAAAAUGGGGAAUGGAUUCAUAUUUAUAUGCUCCAAAAGAUGAUUAUAAGCAUCGUGCAUAUUGGAGAGAUUUAUAUACAGUAGAAGAAGCUGAACAUUUAACAGGAUUAAUAACAGCUGCAAGAGAAUGUGGCAUUACAUUUUAUUAUGCAUUAUCACCAGGCUUAGAUAUCACAUAUUCAAGUGUAAAAGAAGUUACUGUAUUAAAAAGGAAAUUAGAACAAGUUAGUCAAUUUGGUUGUACUGCAUUUGCAUUAUUAUUUGAUGAUAUAGAACCAGAAAUGAGUGAAGCAGAUAAAGAAGUAUUUCAAUCUUUUGCUCAUGCACAAGUUUCUGUUACAAAUGAUAUUUUCCAUCAUCUUGGUCAACCCAGAUUUCUAUUGUGUCCAACACAAUAUUGUGCAACUAGAGCAAUGCCAAAUGUAGCAUCAUCAGAAUAUUUAAAUACACUUGGUAGUAAAUUAGCUCAAGAAAUUGAUAUAAUGUGGACUGGUCCUAAAGUAAUAUCUAGACUUCUAACUGUUGAAUCUAUUGAAGAAAUUACAGAAGUUUUGAGAAGGCCACCAGUUAUAUGGGAUAAUUUACAUGCUAAUGAUUAUGAUCAGAAGCGUGUAUUUUUAGGACCAUAUUCUGGUAGAUCUCCUGAUUUAAUACCUAAACUGAGAGGUGUUUUAACUAAUCCUAAUUGUGAAUAUGGAGCAAAUUUUAUAGCAAUUCACACAUUAGCUCAAUGGAGUAGAUGUAAUGUUGAUGGCAAAAGAGAUUUAAGCUUAAAUGAUACUGUAUCAGCUGAUAUAAAAUUAGAGACUGAAACGGAAGAUGGAGUGCUUGGUGAAGAUGUUCCUUCAACAAUGUCUCCGAAUAUAUAUCAUCCUCGACAUGCUUUGAAAAAUGCCAUUAACGAUUGGUUAGUGGAAUUUAACAAAAAACGAAACGCAUGGGGUGUUAUAGCAAAACCACAACCAUGCGUUGCUCCAACAAUACCAAUCCCAAUAAUUCCAUCUGUGAAUACAUGUAUGAGUCUUACGUCAACGACGACUACUACUACCGUCCCCGCAACGCCUACUCCAGUAAAUAAUUCCAAUCAUCUUCAAGCAUUGGCUGAAGUUUGCUCAAAUGUAACAACCACUGAUAAUUAUGUGCCACCUCCCGCUGGUCCUGUCAUGAAUUCUUUGGUAUCUGAAACAACUGUUGUUAGUGAACCUAUUAUUCCAUCAAUUUCUACUAUUGUGGAAAAUGUACCAAAUUCAAAUACUUUAUCAUCCAUGGAACCAAUGGAUUGUAACACAACACCUAAUAAUUCCCCAGCACAUGCAGUUAAAAUUCAAACAGAGGAUGAUGUUAUGGUAGAAAAUACUUCUACAUGUAGUGAAGCAUCUGGUAGUAUGCAAGUAGAAGUAGAUAGCAUCUCUCCUGUUGUAAAUGGUACUCAAAUGAUUGUUGAAAAUGAUAACGAAAAUCAUGACAACGGCGAUAAUAUAGAUCAAGAAUCACAGGAUUCGAUUGAUGUCGAUAAGCGAUUAACGCAAGAAGAUCUAUCACUUUUAUGUGAUCUUUUUUAUUUGCCAUUUGAACAUGGUGGUCAGGGUAUUCAAUUAUUGCAAGAGUUUAAUUGGUUAAAAAGUAAUGCUCAUGUCGUCAUGAGAAAAUCAAAAGAGGAUCAAACUGCAUCUGAAUCUGAUAUUGAAGAAUGGCAUACACGGGCAGCUAAGUUAAAUGAUAUGUGCAAUGCUGUAAAUAGAUUAUUUCAAAGACUUACACAUUGUAAUAAUCGUGAGUUGUUAUAUGAUCUAUAUUCAUAUGUGUGGGACAUGCGAGGAGUCGUGUCUCUCUUAAACAGUUAUGUGAAAUGGUUGGCGUUUGGCAGAUUCCCGUCGACGAUGACAACGUUUACCCAGGGAAGCUACACAUGGUUCUCGAAUGGCUGGAAAGAAACUUUUAUGAGUGGAGAUCAAGAGCCAUGGGUAUUCCGUGGAGGACUUACGGCUGAUCUGCAGAGGUUAAUUCCAGUAGACAGUGGAAAUGACUUAUUUGUUUAUAAAGCACCAGAAGUGCCCAGUAGUAAAAUCUAUACAAUUAGGCCUUACUUAGCAAGUGACGAAGAUGCAGUUUAUGCCGUGUGCAAUAAAAUUUGUAAUUGUGUAACGUCUUCUGCUAUUGCAGAUCGAUUAGUUGGAGGUUUCCUAACUUUAAGUCCAGAGCUGUGUAUGGUAGUUGAAGAUGAAAGUGGAAUAGUAGGUUAUGCAUUGGCUGCCUUAAAUGUAAAGUCUUAUUAUCAAAAAUUAGCAGUUUCUUGGAUUCCUGAGUUGAGAAUGAAAUACCCUUUAGAUGACAAUAUUAAUGACUUGUCACAAAAUGUUCAGGAUGCCAUACGUUAUUUCCAUUCAUUUGUUCCGGAUGUGUCUGAUCAAUUAUGUAGACAACAUCCAUCAAAAUUAUUGUGCGCUGUGUUACCAAGUGUAACAGAUCAAUCUGUCCCUAAAAGAUUAAUUACAUGUAUUCUUGCGGCUCUAAGAGCAAAUGGUUCAUUUGGUGUGCAUACAACAAUGUCAUGCACUGACAAAGAAUCUCAUGAAUUUUAUAGUAAACUCGGAUUCGUUGAUUUAAAUCCAGCACAUGAAGAACAUCCUGGAAUCAAAACCAUGUGUAGAAGUUUCUAACAAAGAGUGAGUACACCAGUGAUAUUUGUGAAUAAAGUGUAUCUGCUUGGACCAUCUUUGAAGAAAGAUUCUACGAUUUUGAAACAAAGUUUCGAAAUGUAAUAUAGAAAUGUAUUUAUUAUUAUCUAACAAUUUGGUAAAGCUUUCUGUCUUUGUGAGUUUUCGUACAAUGGACAGAAUUCGAUAAAAAUACAUUCUUAGGAAUAAAAAAGAAUAAUACAGACAGAUUUUAUAUUAUGCAACUUUUAAUAACUCGUAAUUCUUUUUUGAAAAUUGUCUUACGAGAUAUCUGUCUUUUUAAACCGUAAACAAAAGAAAAUAAAAUUCAUUCAAAUGUGUUUAAUAUGCACAUGCAAUAUAUAUACAACAAAAUAUAUGUUGUAUUGAGUGGGGAGAAUAUGAAAAAGAAAGUGUAAAAUGUGCAAUAGUAAACUUUAAAUGAGAUAAACAAGAAUCAAAUAGUAAAGGAGAAUAUGUUAAUUUUAUAUUUAUGUUGUACAUCGCUAUGAGAUUUCAGUAUAUCCAGUAUGCUUGUAUGUUAAUAGGAAAUUUUUUUUAAAGUUUGAAGAAUGUAUAUAUGUGAUGAAUGAUGAACGAUGAAAAAAAAAGAAAAUACCAGUAUGUGUGUUCAAUUAAUGAAUUAAUCGAAGCUUUUUAAUCCAUUGAAAAAUAUUUUCUUAUAAAAACUACACAUGCAAAUGGCGAAAAAAAACUAUAAGUCAAAGAUAGAAAAACUUCGAUCGGUUCGCUUUUACUGAAACGCUAUAAAAAAAAAUAAAACUAGUUUUAACAUUGGAUUCGCGUUUCUAAGAAAAUCACCUAAUCUAUAGGUAUUGUACUGCCCAAUUACAAAAUAUUCUCUUCGAAGAUGUACAUAAUUAAUAUUUAAUAUGCCUAUUGCGAGGCCUUUUUAUGUUUAAUAUAUCCAUCCUAAUUAAUGUUAUUCUUGUUUAUAUGGAUGUCGAUAUAAUUAAUAAUUCCUAAUUGGCUCUACAAUCGUAUUAUAUAAUACGCAUGUAUGUCACGAAACAUGUGAUAUAUAUAUAUAUAGAAUUAUUUAGAAAAUUGAAUGAAUGAUUAUUUCAUUAGUGCUCACACGUCCGAAAACAACUAAUUAUUUACUAAUCUAAUUUUAUCACAUUCGAAACGUACAUGUUAUGUUUUAUAUUGUUGCUUACUUUAUUAUUAAUGAUAAUAAGUUUCUAUUCUAUUGCAAAUAAUCGAUUCAUUUAUAAAUACACAAAAAUUAUUUAUAUUCAGAAGAAAACGGAUAUAUAAUGUGUAUUCAACACUAACAAUUAGUAAUAAUGAUUAAGUCUUUACAUUAUUAGUUAUAAAUUAACAAGCUAGUUGUUUGUAUCGCAUUGUAUGCAUCAAUGUAUCAAAUGUACAGAGUCAAAAUAGAAAAUAAUUACCGAAUAAGGUAAAUUUACAAAUAGAUACAUAACGCGAAAAAAAAUUUAAAUAAAUAUAAAGAUCUUAGAUAUUUGCCUUAUAAUUACUAUUAAUCACAAUACUAUUGCAAAACAAUAUCAUGGAUUAAGAAUGUCAUUUUUUCGAUUUUAAAUAUGGAAUGAAUCAUAUAUUCAGUGUCAUAUACAAGAAAGAAAAAAAAAGUUUCGAACAUGAAAAUUAUUCUCUUCUUGAAAAAUAGAAUAAUUAUCUAUUUUAAUUCGGAUUAUUCAAUUUGUAAAAUUUUUAUAUUCGCUAUAUAUUUUUGCGAUGAUCUUACAUUAAAAAACAACAAAGAAAAAAGGGUUGUGUAGACGGGAAGGCUGGAAAGUAAAAAUGUUUUAUAUAUUUUGUUACUUUCUUUUUUUUAUUUUUAUAUAUAGUUAUAUUAUGAUUUAUUAAUUAUAUGUACGUAUUUUUUGCCACACAAAAUAUGUUAAUGCACAUUUUACAUAAAGAUUCUAUAUUUAAUACAAAUCAUUUUUCGAAUGCAUAACUUUUUUAUAAUAGACAACUUUUAAUACGUGUUUUCUUUUUUUGAUACUUUUUAAACACUAAAAAAAAACGAUGUGCGUACAAUAAUAUUUCCAGUUAUCUCGUCGUGUAUUAAGUACUGAAUGUGUAAUUAAUAUUAUUGAAACGAUAUGUGAUUACUAUUGAUUUAUUUAAAUAAACAUGUCAAGACUGAUACUCCUGGUGUAAUCAGAAAGAGAUCGGUAUUGAUAUCAUUGCAAUUUUAAUUUUGCGAUGAUACUUUAUGUGGUACAUUGAUUUCAUUGUAUUUUCGCAAAUUCUGAAUUUCAUUUUG
Molecule: messenger RNA, 5278 nt
Organism: Apis laboriosa (Himalayan honeybee)
Lineage: Eukaryota; Metazoa; Arthropoda; Insecta; Hymenoptera; Apidae
Gene: Oga
Product: protein O-GlcNAcase
Exons: 13
Coding region: 232-3018 (928 amino acids)
Biological process (GO): glycoprotein metabolic process
Molecular function (GO): beta-N-acetylglucosaminidase activity
Source: RefSeq, a predicted model, not a curated record